GAAACCUUUCUGCAAAUUCUGACUUCUUAGUGCUUUUUGCAUAUUGCAUAAACAAUUAUAUUGAGUUCAUUGUGCAUAAACAAAGGUUCAUAAACAAAUCAUUUCAUAAUGGAAAAUUUAAAAAUAAUUUUGAAAUGGAAUGGCAAGGAAUACAACUUGGAAUCCUGUGAGAAUGAUAGUGUGUCAGAUUUGAAAAGAGAAAUACAAAAACAAACAGGAGUACGACCAGACAGACAAAAAUUACUGAAUCUUAAAUGCAAAGGAAAAGUGCCAGAAGAUGAUUGCAAGCUGGGCCAACUGAAGCUGAAAUGCCCUUUCAAAUUAAUGUUGAUGGGUUCUUUAGAAGAGGAUAUAGAAGAAGCUAACAAAGCUCCUAGUGAUCUACCAGAAGUGGUGAAUGAUCUUGACAUAGAAGAUGAAGAAGUGGCUAUAGAAAACCAAGAUGUGUACCUUGCAAAAGUAGAAAAACGAAUCAAUGAAUAUAAGAUUAAUAUAUUGAAUGAAUUCAGACCUGAUAAAAAAUUAUUAGUUUUGGAUAUUGAUUAUACACUGUUUGACCAUAGAUCUGCAGCUGAAACUGGUGCUGAGCUAAUGAGGCCUUAUUUACAUGAAUUCCUUACCAGAGCCUAUGAAGAUUAUGAUAUUGUAAUCUGGUCAGCUACUGGAAUGAAAUGGAUUGAGGAGAAAAUGAAAUUACUAGGAGUUGUAUCCAAUCCAAAUUAUAAAAUUGCCUGUUACUUAGAUUACCUUGCCAUGAUCUCUGUUCAUAUACCUAAAUAUGGAGUGAUAGAAGUCAAACCACUUGGAGUACUUUGGGGGAAAUUUCCCCAGUUUUCCUCAAAGAACACAAUCAUGUUUGAUGAUAUUCGUAAAAAUUUUAUCAUGAACCCAAGGAAUGGACUGAAAAUCAGAGCAUUCAGAGAGGCCCAUUUGAAUCGUCAUAAAGACAAAGAACUGUUGUUACUCUCACAGUAUUUGAAAGACCUUGCAGAUCAUUGUAGGGACUUCACUGAGGUCAAUCACAAACGGUGGGAAAAAUACAAACCAAAUAAAAGAUGAGUUUAAGAUGUAUCACAUAAGAUUUAUCACUCAAACAAUGUGCAGAUAUGUGAUCUUUUCAUAUUAUUUUCAUUUAAUAAUAAACAUUUUCUAUUGCAAUUUUUGUAAGAAUUUAUUUUCCACUUCAUGUGAGAAAUCUG
Phaedon cochleariae (mustard beetle) is the source of this 1199-nucleotide messenger RNA. The record is from the annotation of a GenBank genome assembly. NCBI's taxonomy places the organism in Eukaryota, Metazoa, Arthropoda, Insecta, Coleoptera, Chrysomelidae.